AUGUCUAGCCACGACGAAUAUUCCUCAGAUGAGGAGGACUUGUUUGAGAACAAAUCUGAGGUGUACUUGGGGUUCACUGAUAUCCCCUUCGCAGAAGAAGACGAAGAACCCACUAUCGAAGAUACUUUCAUAGGCGGACAGCCACUUUGGCUCCACCCUGAAUCUCGUCCUCUGGACAAAGAGCUCCAAUGUGACAACUGCCAUAAGCCAAUGGCACUCUUGCUACAAGCAUUUGCUCCUAUUGACGACAAGCCAUACGACCGAGUCAUUUACAUAUUUGGGUGCAAAAACUCUGCGCAAUGUUCCAAGCAGAAAGGCACGGUGAAAGCUUUUAGAGGCGUGGACAAGAACCCCGAAAGGAUUGCAGAGAUCCAAGCGGAGCAGGCUGAAGAGGCACAAAAGCUCCUCGAUGAGAAGCUUCGCCUCGAAGACAAGAAGAAGUUGCAGAUCGAGAUGACGAAGGAUCUUUUCGAUGCAACCAAGCCAUCUUCAAAUCCGUUUGGUGGGUCAAGCAACCCAUUUGGAGCUUCCAAUCCAUUUGCAAAUCCUUUUGGAUCAGAGUCUAAGGAGGAGCCGAAAGAGGAACCAAAAGAGGAGCCAAAAGAGGAGUCAAAGGAAAACAAGAAAUUGAGCUACGCAGAGGCCACAAAACCAAAGAACAAUGCUUCACCAGCAUCAAAGAGAGCCAUCAAGCUCCCAGAAUACCCAGGCUUCUUUGUGUUUACCGAACAAGAGAAGUUCAAGAAAGUGACCCUCGAACCAGAGUUGGAGAAGUAUAAAGACUUGAUAGACAAAAUGGACCCAGAGGAGACCUCCAAGGAGCGCAGCAUGUCUACUUCGUCCGGAAGCGGUACCUCUAAUGUGUUGAACCUGCAAAACCAGAAGAUUUCAAAUAUGUUGAACGAUUCCUACUUUGAGAAUUUCUCCAAUGUCGUCAACCAUAACUCCUCACAGGUACUCCGUUACGACUUGGGAGGCAAGCCACUUCUAUACAGUGGACGUGAUGAAGUGGCUAAGACGUUCAACUCUAAUACAUUGCCAGAUCCAGCUUACAAUCCUUCGUCGCAUCGCCAAUUUGAGCUUCAGCUCAUGCCCAAGGCUAUCAUCGACUUGGAGGAACACAAGAACAAGUCGAUUACCGAUAUUUUGAACGGCAUGUCAUGGGGAACUAUUAUCGUGGCCACAGACGUCGAGGAUUAUGUUCCACAGGUAGAUGAGAACCAUGUUGGGUAUGUUCAGGAAUAUUGUGGGGUGCAAUGGGAGGAGAGCGUUUAA
This is a messenger RNA of Sungouiella intermedia, 1275 nucleotides long. Lineage: Eukaryota; Fungi; Ascomycota; Pichiomycetes; Serinales; Metschnikowiaceae. The record is from the annotation of a GenBank genome assembly.